Molecule: messenger RNA, 2554 nt
Organism: Candoia aspera
Lineage: Eukaryota; Metazoa; Chordata; Lepidosauria; Squamata; Candoiidae
Gene: CD180
Product: CD180 molecule
Exons: 3
Coding region: 59-2041 (660 amino acids)
Biological process (GO): B cell proliferation involved in immune response; positive regulation of lipopolysaccharide-mediated signaling pathway; cellular response to lipopolysaccharide
Cellular component (GO): extracellular matrix
Molecular function (GO): protein binding
Source: RefSeq, a predicted model, not a curated record
AAAUUAUUUUUCAUCCGUCUUCCAUUACAGGUGUGUGGAGAAUCUAAUCAAACUCUUAAUGGCUUGCUGCACAUAUUGCUGGCUUCUGAUGGGGCUUUUAGGUCUUAGCUAUGAAGUCUCCAGGCCCCUCAAUCAGAUGUGCACUGAGCUUUUUACUAACAGAAGCUACAGUUGUGAAGGUUUAGGACUGAGCGAGCUUCCAGAACAACUGCCUUUCACGACCGAAGUCCUUGAUUUCAGCUUUAACUUCUUAUAUUCUCUCCAACACUCAACAUUCAGCAAGCUGAAGGCCCUGGUGCAUUUGGACUUAACAAGGUGUCAGAUUAAUUGGGUGUAUGAAGGCACCUUCGAAAGCAAUAUCUACCUGGAGACCAUCAUCUUUACUGGAAAUAAUCUUCUCUUUCUGGCCACAACAGCGUUUACAGGUCCUCAGUGUCUGAAGCAUCUUGAUCUAACCCAAACAGGGAUCACUAAAUUGACAUUUAUCCCAAUGCAGGACCUUCAUAACAUAGAAACACUGUUACUAGGAAGCAACUUUAUCCAAUCACUGGAGCUGCCACCAGAUUUUCCAACUAGAAAGCUCAAAUACUUGGAUUUACAGAUGAAUAUUAUACAAACAAUAUCAACCAGAGACAUAAAGGCAUUAAAACAAGCUAACAAUCUGACUCUCAAUCUUAGGGGCAACAAGAUUAUGCACAUUGAGCCCAAGGCUUUUACUUCAUUUUCUGUUUACAGUUUGGACUUUGGCAGUUGUAUUAAUAUUUCAGCGAUCUUGGAAGGACUGCAAGGUAUCAGCACUGUUGUCCUCUGGCUCGGCACUUUUUUGGGUGCAGACAACUCUCCCAUUCAACACAGCACAUUGCAGGGCAUCUGCAACAUCUCUGUAGACUAUCUCACUCUACAGUAUCGCACCUUCCUAGAACUUUCUGGUGACACUUUCCGAUGUUUGUCCAAACUCAAAAGAUUGGACUUGACCCACACCUCCCUUUCUGAGCUACUGAGCCUUCCUCAGAUGAAUUUGCUGAAAGAAUUAAAUCUCAACCAGAAUAGCUUUUUGAGUCUUUGCAACAUCCACUCUUCUGCUUUUCCUUCCCUUACCCAUCUCUAUAUCCAAGAAAAUCAUGAGGCCAUGGACUUGGGUUCUGGAUGUUUGGAAUCCUUGUCAAAGCUUCAACACCUUGAUUUGAGCAGGAGUCAUAUAGAAAGCUUAGACUGCUGCAGCAACCAACUUCGUGGUCUGAAUGGCUUGCAACACCUCAACUUAAGCCACAAUCAAAAACUUUCGUUCUACAACACAGCAUUUAAUGAAUGUUCUAACCUGAAAGUUCUUGAUCUCGCUUUCACACACAUCAUCACCAAUAAUUCUCAAGGUCCAUUCCACAAUCUGCGUUCUUUGCAGAUCCUGAACCUUUCUUUCUCUCAUAUUGAUACAAGCAAGCAGAAUAUUUUGCAAGAUCUAAACAGCCUUCUUGUCUUGAAUAUGAAUGGAAAUAGCUUUGAAUCUGGCACCAUUUUCAGUGACAACUUUUUUCAGAAAGCACCCAAUCUAGAGGUGUUAACUUUAGCUUCCUGCCAAUUGUUGUCUAUAGAAGCUAAAGCAUUUUCUGCCCUCAGAAAGUUAAAGCAUGUGGAUCUGAACCAUAACAAUCUUAUUGCAUUCAGUUCAGAUGUGUUUUCCAAUCUCAGGAACAUUUAUCUCAAUUUUGCCAAUAAUAGGAUCCAUAUUAUCCCACAUGAUUUGUUGACUAGCCUAUCUGGCCAGAGUAUAAUCAAUUUAAGCUACAAUCCAUUGGAAUGCACCUGUUCUAAUAUUGGAUUAUUAACUUGGUACAAGCAAAAUAUAGAUAAAAUUGAAGAUUCUGAAGAGACUGUGUGCUCUGAGCCCAAAUCACUAGCAGGUACUAAGCUCUUCUCUAUAAAUCUGUCCUGUGGGUAUAGCACUGCACAAAUAGCAUUGAUUAUGCUUAUUGUGGUAAUAGUAAUUGUGGUGACCUUCAUUUUGAUCAUUUAUUUUUUAAAGCAAAAAUAUGAGCACAUAUAAGCUUUUGAGAGAAAGCAAGUAUGUAGGAAUUUUUAAAAAAAUUGUAGGAAAGUAUUUAUUAAAGAAAGGCAUUUUCUAACAUCAAGGGCUGUUUUUCUAUCAAUAUUGCAUCAAUUAAUCCUGAGAACAUAGAUUUGAGAAUAAAAUGACUGCAAGAAAGGGAAAGAAGUGUGUGUUGUUUAGUAUUGCAUUUUCCAAAUGUUGCAUUUCUAAUUUUAUUCUCUCAGUGUAUCAGGUGAUAACAGGACACCCCUAAGCUCUCAUUGGUGUGGCAGAUAGGUGAAGAAGAUAUUAAUGUAAUACUGUAGAAAGCAGGAGCAAACUCAACUUCCCAAUUGAUUUAAUGAGGUCAAAAUAUGAAGAUUGCGUACCCUCACAGUCCUCACUUUUCCUCUGAAGGAAAAGAAGCCUAUUUUAAAUAUUACAAUUAAUAUGAAUUAGUCAUUUCCCAAAAACGCUUUGUACAGUAUGGUUUAAUACCAAUAUUUAACAUACCAGAAUAAACAUAGUAAA